CUUUGACUGACAAAGCUUACAGAGAGCAACUAUGGAAAGAGGCCAGACCCGUGAUGUGGCUCCAUCCUACCUUGGAUGGUCCAUCUUUAACACUUUAUGCUGUUGUUGGCCUCUUGGGAUUGCUGCUUGGGUCUUCUCCUGUCGGGCACAAAAUGCUGAAGCUCUCGGGGAAUCAGCUGAAGCUGAGGAUGCAUCAAGGACAGCCAAGAUCCUUAAUAUUCUUGCACUUGUCUUUGGAAUAAUUUUCCUCAUCAUAAUCAUCACUCUCAAAGUCAAUUCCUAAUGGUGAAGACAACAUUGGUGGUGCCCGUGUUGGAAUCUCAGUAAAGCUCUUGUUAUUAUGAACUUCCCCUCCUCCCUGCAUGUGUGUGUGCACACAAAAAGGUUGUAUACGUGUUUGUGUAUUGCCUACAAAACAUCCCAGGAAUUUUAAUACACUGCUUGUGGUGGCGAAAGCCAAAAUAAACAUGAUUUGUAUAAGGAGAAAACGUUUUUGUUGUUUUAAAAAAUAAUAAUAAACAACUCUACCAAAUUUUGCCUUUCUCUGUGGCUCAUGUGGGACAUAUAAUAUUUAGCAUUAUGAUUGUAACACUUUAGAAGUACCUUACUUCAUUAUGACAAUAAUAUAAUGAUAUGGGUAGUUGUAUAUUUUGCUACAUUUACUUUAUGCUGGGUAAUGUAUCAAUAUGUUGCAACAAUAGGCAAUUACUGGGGGAGGAUUGUGUGUCCUGCUCAUCUGAAAAACAAGUUCUUAUCACACAGAGCAUACAGCAUGCUCAUUUCAUGGAUGAAAGGUAGUCCCUGUAACCGGGCAAAUAGAUGUUGAUUCCAUCUUCCAGGAGAUAAUUAAUUGUGUGUGUGUGUGUGUGUGUGUGUGUGUGUGUGUGUGUGUGUGUGUGUGGGUCUCACUCCCCCCCUCCCCAUUCUAGCCUGUGAGAAUAGAUGAGAUGAACUGUGCCUCGCAUGGAAAGUAGACGAGAGCAGGGGUAGCAGGUGACGUUGAAAAAAACUGCGGUUAAGUCAGAAAAUGUUCAGCUGCCUUGAAAGAAUAAACAGGAAGUCAAAUAAACAGUUACAUCCUGUUAGAUCCGUUCUGUAGGCUGCUUGUAAUUUACAGACCUCAUUCAGAUUUAUUCAUGUAUGUUUGUAAAUAUACAGUAGGCCUAUAUUUAUGUGAAAAUAUGCGUUUAUCUGCAUUGUAUGCCUUUGUUCUUUUUAUGUCUGCCUGGGAAACACAUUGAUGCUCAUUUUGAUAUGUAUUGUAUAAGUAAGCUUUAUUAUUAUCAAUCACAUAAGAUAUGUUUUUAGCUUAAACCUGAGACUAAUAGCCAACAAUCUAGCAUUAAGUAUUAGCAUUACACAGAAAAUUAGGAUUUUCUGCUGAACGUGGUGUUUGUGGUCAAAUCUAAGAGCCAAUCAGCUCUCUGAUCUGGCAACAGCCAGGCGUUUCCCAUCAUGCUUUGGGGUCAUGGCUCUAAAAACUGCGGCCGCCUCGCUCUCAUGAGGUUACUGUUGCCCACGUGUUCAUGACGUCAGAGCAAGUCGGGAUCAAGUCGGACACAAAUCUAAACUGCAUGCAUUGGCUUUGCUGUUGUCACAUGUAGUAGUAGUACCCACUGUGGGGAGAGACAUUCUGGCUGUGCAUAUAAGCCCUUAAUAAGCGCGUGAAAUUC
Anarrhichthys ocellatus (wolf-eel) is the source of this 1673-nucleotide messenger RNA. Its product is annotated as transmembrane protein 91-like. Gene Ontology annotation, cellular component: membrane. The coding region runs from base 32 to 283 and encodes 83 amino acids. The transcript is spliced from 2 exons. The record is from RefSeq and is a predicted model, not a curated record. Lineage: Eukaryota; Metazoa; Chordata; Actinopteri; Perciformes; Anarhichadidae.